CAGAGUUAUAUUAACCCUUCACACGUUCUCCAUGUCAUCCAAAUUAUAUUAUGUGCGUGCCUUUAUUGUUUAUUUCUUUUCAUUUUUAACAUGUACACACAGUACACUGGGUUCAACGUUUUACUUCUUUUUUUCUUUUUUGACAUUGUUUUAACAUGUUACUACAGGUAAUUAAGUUGGUUCAUCCCAAUAAAGUCUUCUUAAUUAAUUAAACUUUAAGUAGUCAUAUAUAUAUUUAUAUCUUUUUCCAUUUUCUAUAUAUAAUUUUUUUAGUAUGAAAUUCAAGCAAGAUCUGCGUCCAAAGCUUUCAUCGAGAACGGUGAAACUUAACCCCAUUUUCUUAAACUCCUUCCAUCACGAGAUCCAAUCUCUCAGGCUCAAACCCACGGAGGAGGAAGAGGUGGAAGAUGGCAUCGUUGUCGACGAAUUCGCCAUGCGCGGCGUGUAAGUUCCUGCGACGCAAGUGCCAGGCAGAGUGCGUAUUUGCGCCAUACUUCCCACCGGACCAGCCGCAUAAGUUUGCUAAUGUUCACAAAGUUUUUGGGGCCAGCAACGUCACUAAACUGCUCAAUGAGUUGCACCCACACCAGCGUGAGGACGCCGUCAACUCGCUCGCCUACGAGGCCGAUAUGCGCCUCCGCGAUCCCGUCUACGGCUGCGUUGGAGUCAUCUCUCUCCUCCAAAACCAACUCCGCCAACUUCAGAUGGAUCUGACCUUUGCUAAAUCCGAACUCUCCAAAUAUCAAAAUCUGCAGGGUCUCACUGCCAGUCACGGACUCAUAGCCGCCGCCGCUGCUGCCGCCGCAACUGCCACUGCUGCCACCCACACCCACAGUAACAAUAACAAUAAUAAUAACAAUCACGACCAUCAUCUACAUUUACAGUCCUCUUCACUCAACAACUUGGGGAUGGGGAUCAAUGUCAAUUCAGGCGGCGGAGGCCGAGACCAGUUUUUUCCCAGAGAUCGAGAUCAUCAUUCCUAUCAUCAGCAACAGAUGAUGAUUAGGAGCUUUGAUGGCGGAAACAACUACGAUGCAAGCCUUCUUGCCAUGAACGCUGCUGCAGGGGGCAUUUAUGGCCAACUCAGUCAACAGUUCCAGCAAACUAGGGCUGCUGCUGGUGACGACCGCCGAACCAUUGAUCCUUCUUAAUUAGAAUUUCUUCGUUUCCUUAUCUACUCACAACAACUUCGAUCAACCAAUCCCAUCAAAUUAUUUAAGGUACGUCCAUUAUUUGUUUAUUUAGAAAAAAUACGAUAUUCAUUAAGAAU
Pyrus x bretschneideri (Chinese white pear) is the source of this 1270-nucleotide messenger RNA. Its product is annotated as protein ASYMMETRIC LEAVES 2-like. The coding region runs from base 408 to 1151 and encodes 247 amino acids. NCBI's taxonomy places the organism in Eukaryota, Viridiplantae, Streptophyta, Magnoliopsida, Rosales, Rosaceae. The transcript has 2 exons. The record is from RefSeq and is a predicted model, not a curated record.